This is a messenger RNA of Diaporthe amygdali, 1740 nucleotides long. RefSeq names its product thymus-specific serine protease. The record is from RefSeq and is a predicted model, not a curated record. Gene Ontology annotation, molecular function: dipeptidyl-peptidase activity; serine-type exopeptidase activity. Bases 1 to 1740 code for a protein of 579 amino acids. NCBI's taxonomy places the organism in Eukaryota, Fungi, Ascomycota, Sordariomycetes, Diaporthales, Diaporthaceae. Gene Ontology annotation, biological process: proteolysis. The transcript has a single exon.
AUGCGUGUGAGCACAAUAUUCACAUUGUUGCAAGUGACUUCGUCUACUGGCGCCGCUGCGUCAGUAGUCGAGGAUCUCUUUCGCCAACGUGCUCAGCUACCCCAUUCAGGAGGGUUGACCGCACGGCAAGCCGCCAGCAUCAACGGCUCUGACUAUCCGCCAUCAUGGAUGACAAUACCAGUCGACCAUUUCAACCAGUCUGACUCUCGCACGUUCCAGAAUCGCUACUGGUUCAACGCGACCUUCUAUCAACAGGGCGGGCCAGUUUUUUGGUUCGACUCUGGAGAGCAGAAUGCUCAGCCAUUGGUUCCUUAUUUCCUGAAUGAGGUGGCGGGGCCCUCCGCAGUUAUGUCACUUGCUCGACGAUUCAAUGGCCUUGCGUUGCUUGUCGAGCACAGGUACUACGGCGGUGUGGAAGAAGGCAGCUAUCCACACCCAAUCAAUAGCACGACAGGGGAGCUUCUUGAUCCCAGUGGGUAUAGAUACCUGAGCACUGAGCAAGCUCUUGAGGAUACGGUCUACUUCGCGAACCACUUUGAGGCCUCCUCAGGCGUGAAUGGAACCUUCUCCCCAGACAAAACGCCAUGGGUCUGGCUCGGUGGCAGCUAUCCCGGGAUUCGCGGUGCUCAGCUGAGAGUUCGAAACCCCGAGACUUUCUACGCGACCUGGGCGUCCAGUCCGCCCACCGAGGCAGCUGUGGAUAUGUGGACAUAUUACGCACAAGCUGAGAGAAGCAUGACAAGAAAUUGCUCCGCAGACUUCACUGCAGUCACGCGAUACGUCGACAACGUCCUCGCUAAUGGCACCCAGUCUGAGGUAACUUCUUUGAAACGACAGCUGUUGACAGCUGUCCAGGCGUCCCCCUCGAAUCUGAAUCCAGCUGUGAGCGCUGGAGAUGUGGAGGGACUUGACAACGCAAGCGUCGGCUCACUAUUAUUGACGCCACUAAAUUUCUAUCAGUACUUCGGAUUUCAGCGAUCGGUGCUACCAUUCUGCGAUGUAUUGGAGACACAAAACCGGACCAAUGUUUCUACCACGGACAACGGCGGCACGGCCAGAUCUAUUGCUCCCGCAUCAGGCCUUGCCCUAGAAUACAACAUCAGCACAGCAUGGAAUGCCUUUCUCGUCGCUCUCGUGGAGCUCAACUAUGACAAUAUUGAUUCAGUGAGCCCUCAAGACCCUGUACAGGGAUACAGUUGGGCGUAUCAGUACUGUUCUGAGUAUGGGUACUAUCAGCGUGGAAAUCCGGACAAUGAACAUACCAUUGAGUCGCAGUUCAUCAGCCUCGAUUACUUCCAGGACAACUGCAACUCUGUCUUCCCCGGUCUGCUACCACCUAGUCCGAAUGUCGAGGCGUCCAAUAAAUAUGGCGGUUGGCUCAUGCAGCCGUCUAACACGAUGAUGACAGGGGGUCAAUACGAUCCCUGGCGGGCUCUGUCGCCUGCCUCGACAGAGAUGGGAUCCCCAGGGAGGAAGACAACACAAAUCAUUCCGGGUUGUAAUCAACCGCCUGAGGACAAUGACAUCUUUGGUUUGAUAUACGAUGGCAUGGUGCAUGUCAGUGACAUGAGGGCGUUGCUGAACUUAAGUGAUCCCUACCACCAAAACUUCUCCACGAUCGGCUUCAGCAGUUUCAUUAGUACGGAGCCUUUCUUUGCAGGGACAGCCUUAUUCGAGAGGGCAUUGGAGACGUGGUUGCCUUGCUUCGGAAGUAAUGUAUCCAGCGUGAUCAACAUGUGA